AUGGGUUCCGUCCUUCUCCCGCACUUGCCAUCGGGCUGGCACGUCGACCAGGCCAUCCUCUCAGAGGAAGAACGUGUUGUUGUGAUCCGCUUCGGCCGUGACCAUGACCCGGACUGCAUGCGCCAGGAUGAGACGCUCUUCAAGAUCGCCGAGCGCGUCAAGAACUUUGCCGUCAUUUACCUCUGCGACAUCGACCAGGUGCCUGAUUUCAACGCCAUGUACGAGCUCUACGACCCGUGCUCCAUCAUGUUCUUCUUCCGCAACAAACACAUCAUGUGCGACUUCGGCACCGGCAACAACAACAAGCUCAACUGGGUGCUUGAGGACAAGCAGGAGCUCAUCGACAUCAUCGAGACGGUGUACCGGGGCGCCAAAAAGGGCAGGGGUCUGGUGGUCAGCCCCAAGGAUUACAGCACGAGGCACAAGUAUUAA
Molecule: messenger RNA, 432 nt
Organism: Thermothielavioides terrestris NRRL 8126
Lineage: Eukaryota; Fungi; Ascomycota; Sordariomycetes; Sordariales; Chaetomiaceae
Exons: 4
Coding region: 1-432 (143 amino acids)
Biological process (GO): mRNA splicing, via spliceosome
Cellular component (GO): U5 snRNP; U4/U6 x U5 tri-snRNP complex; spliceosomal complex
Source: RefSeq, a predicted model, not a curated record